Molecule: messenger RNA, 4240 nt
Organism: Nomia melanderi (Alkali bee)
Lineage: Eukaryota; Metazoa; Arthropoda; Insecta; Hymenoptera; Halictidae
Source: RefSeq, a predicted model, not a curated record
GUUUCACGUCGGCAAACACCUUCAGCGGAUGUCUCCUCAUUGUCUGGAAUAGAUCUGAAUCGGUAUCUGUCGGAAUUAAAUUCUUUUCGAAGAUCACGACGAACCCCGUAUUCGCACAGAUUAGAAAUUCGCCUGAAUCAUGAGAGGUUCUAAAUGCUUGCAAAUUCUGUACUUUCCUCAAGCAUUCAACCACAGAAACCUUCCAACAAGUGUAUUCACGCUGAACUUUCGCGUUGAAUCGUUAAGAUCAGCAUUCUUCGCCCUGAAUUGUUUACUACCGGAGGCACCGUUUUCGCGCAGAGAGGCGUCUGCAAAGCGAAACGUUCAGAAAUUCGUGCGACGGGGGUCGCUAAUGCACCUGGAAGGUAGACCGAGGUGCCCCGUAAAGCCUGAGAACCGAGAGGAGAAGGAAAACGUGUUUCCUGAAAGGCGCGAGACGGCGACGGUUGAUGGGGACCGUUGCGUAAGCGCAUCUCGGCAACUCGUUUCAUUCACUUUCCAUAUUAAACCGCUCGGGAGGUUGACCUUCGGCUGGACUUCACUUGAACGGCUGAAAUUCGACCUCGACACCGCGGCCCUCGAAGGCCGCCGAUAUCGUCGGAUUCUGGGUCGUGAUCUUUGCGGAUCGGGCGACCAGGAACGUGCGAUAUCUCGAUCGCAACCAUCAGCGACAUUUGUUUGUUUCUUACACGUACACGCAGAUGACGCGAUGACGCUGCACUGGUGGAUGCACUGGUUCUGGGUUACCGCUCAAUUUCUCGUGAUUCUAGGGAACCCAGUGCCGUCGAGCACGACGGAGCCGCGCGUCGAGAGUCGUCCUAGUCCAGAUCCGACGCCAGAAGUGCCUACCGUGGACACGGAAACGGUGGAGCCGCGGCCGAGCUUCCGCGUGGCGAAGGCGAUCGGUUUCAAUCCGGCGACGAACGCGGCCAUGCUGUUGGACAAGCUGCCGUCGACGACGAUCUCCAGCCUAGCGGAAAGCCGCGGGAACGUGGCGGCGACCAGCGCGGAUCCCGUCGCCGAUGAUUUCCGAAGGAACUUCGGGAACGCGACCAGCCCGGAGACAGCCGGCCCGAAGACACCUAGCCCGGACAGGACUCGAAAUCCUGUGUCGAAGAAGGACAGCAAGAUCACCUGGAUCCUGACGUCGAACAAGACAGCUAGGUCGAAGUACGAGCAAGAGGAGAGGAUCGAGGAGAACGGGAACCGGAACGGCAGCGUGGAGAUCGUCGAGGACCUAACGGUGUUGCCUCUUCAGGAAGAGGUGUCUAGGAUCAGGCUGGUACUGAACAAGACCAAAUCCUCGGCGUUGCUGUCUGCCUCCUCUUCUGCGUCCCUAGCUUCAUCCGCCGGUGCUUCCGGCAUAAGGACGUUCAACCGGUCCGACGACGACGUCGAGAUCGACGAGGAGCUCGUCGAGCCGCAGCUCUUUGCUACGGCUGCAUCGAUCCUCGAAGUUGGCGUGAGCGAGUCCACGCGUCUAAGCCGAGCCAGGAGCGCGUUUCCCAAAGAUUUUCAAAGGGAUCAGGUCCAAGGGGACCAUGCACCCGAUUACAACGACGACGAGAACUCGAAGCAAGAGAGCACCUCGAGGUCCAACGUAGACAUCGCCGCCAUUACCGGAAGCUGUCUCGCGACCGUUGUCUUGCUCAGCACAAUGGGCAGUCUCGGAUUCAUUAUGUACAGGCGUAGGUACCUGAAUCCACCGCAGACCUUGAAUAGCGAUAAGUGCAGCAACCCCGAUAGUUCCGGUUAUAUCGACGAUUCCACUAUUCGUGAUAACUCCGAGGAGAUGUACAGCCUGGACAACGACUCGUUCCUAAACUCGUUGGAGGCGAUGACAAUACAGAAUUACUGGACGGACAGCGUGAAGCACACGAAGCUAUGACAAAAAAAGAUAAUCCAACCGGGGAAGAGGAUGGAAACGUUCAGUAUUUCCGACGGUGAAGCGCACGAACAAAUUUCAUUGUUGGAGCAAUAGUACUUACUCGACGCGCGUCGGGCGAUUUAGUUUCUUGUUUUCCUUUUUAAUCGAAUGUAACGGGCGAAACUGGAUUUCGAGAACGUUGGUUAUUUUCCGUUCGUUUUCGUAGUUCUCCUCCUCUCUCGUCGGUGCGAACGAAACGUUCUGUCCGUUCCCGCUGCUCGACUCGACGUAAGCGCGGCCGCGGACGAAAAAGCGUCGACAACGCAUCGAAAUUGCGGGACGCACACGCAUUCCUGUAUCACCGUGCCGCGAGGACACGUUGGUCGACGCACGAGAAACACGGAAAUAUUACGUACGCCUGAAUUUCGAUUUCGUCACUAGCACCGUUCCAUACAUAUAUUUUUCUACCGCGGUUACCAUUCGCAGCAGCGAGCGUUCUCGGAAACGUCAUAUCUCGUGGCGGACUACAGUGAAAUCGGUUGGUGCAAUAAAGCCGUACUCUAUCGAUGCGCGACGGUUAACCAUAAAUUCUUAGGACAUUAAGUACAAAUAAAACCAUUAAUUUUUAGCUAGCCGUAAACUAGAGAAGAGAGGGAGAAAGGGUUAUUUAAUAAGAACGAAUUCCUAAUGAAUCGACGGAGAAUACUUCCAUACUACGCCGAGGGUAGCCAUCAAACUUUAUCACCUAAACCGAGUUUCCUUUGCUUGUAACGUUUUUAUGGAAUCUUAUCUGAAACGUCUCUCUUCUUUUGUUUUAUUUUUUGUUUUGUUUUUUUAUUUGUUUGAUUUACAUGUGACCUUCGAUGCCCUUUUACGAGUUCGAAACGCGUGACAUUGAAUUAUUGCUGUAAGGAUGCGACGUAUUAGUAGCUUCUAUUUUACGAUGGAAAAAGGAAAAAACGAGAAUGACUGUUCUCUCCCUCGAGGAAACUGUAAGCGAAAGAAAUAUUUAUACGCGGCAAAGCGGAGAGGAUAUCCUGUAUAUAUGUACUAUGAAUUUCUAUUUGUACGACUACAUGUAGACGUCACACCUCUUAAUUUGUGAUCAAGCUUGAACAUUUCUUACGGUCUUCGAACCUGAACAGUAUACAUGGUUCUAAUAGGAUAAAGGAAAUUAAUUGUAAUUCGCUUGCGCACGUACGGUCGGCUUGAGAUACAGACUAUUUUCGAAACGGCAUCGGGCUAACGAAAGGAUCGGACCAAAUACAUAUGUAGUUUGUAGCUUUACGCCUUUACAACAUAUCCAGCAAAACUGUACACAGAGCGGAGAUUCGAUUCGUCUUUCCCACUACCGACUUCUAGCUUGUAUAUAUGUACAUGUACAAUUACUGUACAAUAAUUACGGGAUGUAUCUCAUAGAUGUGCAUAUUAUCGUGGCAGGCAAAUCCCGCCGGACCUCGAAAAUACGAUUUAUGUUUUAGUAGAAGGUUAGCGCGUGUUGUUUCAGAUAUAUUUCUAUACCAAGCCUCGCGUGAUCGAGGGAAAACAGAGUUUAUUGUGAUAGAUCGUAGCGUUUAAUAAAUGUAAAGUUAUCACUGAUUCAUCUUAUGGUAACGGUUGUGAAUAAACCACUCGUAUUAUUAUUAAUCGUCUUAUUUUCAGUUCACCAUCCCAUCAAACCUUAUCGUUUAUAAUCUCACCGGCGAGAGUUUUCGUCGGUGGUGUAAUAUCGCAACUAAGUGCUUCUAAUAUCGUGCCUGAAAUACGACGUGUGUAAUACCUUGGCUGUGCUCCAUUUCAACCCUCAGUGUUUGUAUGGAUCCGAAGUCUGUAUUUAAAUGCGUCCUUGAGCGUACGCUUGCACAGGUGUGACAAGGAGACAAGAGCGCACCGAGAGAAAAAGAAUAGUUUAUUUUUUAAGCUCUUUAUUACAAUUAAACGACGCUGUUAUCUUUGUAGCACUUUAUAAAAUGUUCGAAGUCAAAAAUAAUUUCCUUUCUGUAGUUAGACAUGGUUCCGUUUUUGAAAGUGGAUAAUUUGUUUUUGCAUAUAUGGAGGAAAUACUGAACAGUUGUAAUUCAGAUUCAAUUAUAAUCAAGAAAUAAUGGCAUAGAAAUCUGUGUAUAAUAAUACUUAGGAUAGAAGUAUAUUACCAUAACAUAUUUACAUGUAGGAAACGUGUUAUUGUUCUACUUUGUAUGUGGUCGUGCUUUCGCUUUUUGUUUAGAACACUGAGCAUGACUAUGGGCUCUUAAACUGUUGAACACUUUGUUGUUUAAUUUGACAUCAAAUCCUCCUGUGUCGCCUGUGUGAAUGCCAGGAGGGAAUUGCAAAACUCUGCAGGCGUUUAUUCUUGAAGACAUCAACAUGUCG